AUGUCCCGCUUCCUCGCCGAUUUUCUCCACGAACGUGCCGAAGACAUCCUAUCGCGCGAUCCUCAAGUCAGAUUUCACCUCUACCUUUACGAGUGGGAGAGCUACAACAAGAUGGCUGCGAAUGUUGGAUUUGUCCUAAGCCACAUGAACGAGCAAUGGGCAGAACGGCAAAUCCGAGCAGGGAUUCGGUGGUUUCCUGUCAUUCACACUUUUUACUGUUUGCAGUGGCAUGACCAUUUGUGGACCAAGGUCCGCGACAGUGUUGUAAUGAACGCUGAGCAGGUAAUCCACAAGGAUAACGAUGGUCCAGUCAAGUUUGACAAUAUUGUGAAGGGUUUUCCAUCUAUGAAGGUUGACGGGAAAUGGACCAAGGUCAAUCAAGUAAAUCUUCUUGAGAUUCUCGAGGCGCCUUUCACUUCGCCAAUCAAUUUGCAUAAUGCCAGGGUUGACCACUAUAUUGAUCAGAAGAAUUUGACUAGAAUCGCUGGGGAGCUCAGGUAG
This is a messenger RNA of Fusarium graminearum PH-1, 501 nucleotides long. RefSeq lists its product as uncharacterized. Lineage: Eukaryota; Fungi; Ascomycota; Sordariomycetes; Hypocreales; Nectriaceae. The transcript has a single exon. Bases 1 to 501 code for a protein of 166 amino acids. The record is from RefSeq and is a predicted model, not a curated record.